Messenger RNA from Pocillopora meandrina, 2936 nucleotides. The record is from the annotation of a GenBank genome assembly. NCBI's taxonomy places the organism in Eukaryota, Metazoa, Cnidaria, Anthozoa, Scleractinia, Pocilloporidae.
GUAAAAUACGUAUGGGAAGCAUAGCCAGAGGCAUCUGUUACUGGAUUUUUAAAGUAUGUGAAACAACACAGUCUUGAUUUUCUUAAUAAGUACACUUUGUUGAAUCCAAAUCAGCCACAAAUUGCAGUGUGCGACGGAAAACGACGACUGGUUGUUUACUGAUACUGGAAAAUUCUCGUCCACGAAAACAAAUAUUCAUACACACGGCUUUCAAUGAAAUCAGAGACAGUCAUCAAUAUAUUCAGCUUGGCGAAAAUUUCUGUAAUCAAAAGCUAAUUCGACCUCGUUACGUGGACGGAAAAUUUAUUUCUUCCACGGAAAUGAAGCCUGGUACAACGCAUUUUUCUACUCGUGUGGGCCUCUGGGUUGUGGUGGUGUGCGUGAUUUCCGCUACAUUUCUGAUUUCCAACUAUCUGGUUGUUAAUGAGCGUAUUGCCGCUAUGGAAGGAAAACUAGAAAGUCUACAGAGAGGUGAGAAUUUAAACCAAGAUGUUUCUUCUGACGAACAAACAGGUGGCAAAGACGAGCAUCAUGUCAGAAGAAAAAGAGCGUUGAAACAAAGAACUCAAGCGAGCGCUAUCGCAGAUUUUGAAAAACGACUUCGAGCUUUGGAGAAAAGGUAUCUCUACCUAAUACUUUGUUUUGUCUACUGAAAAACCACCUUGCCAUUGUGUCACUAGUUUAAUGAAAAUUUAUUGCCCUUUAUCUAUGUAUAAAAUUUGCCUUUCGGUCAAUAAAUAAGUAAUCUCUCAGAGCAUUACACGAUGCAUCAAUCGGGAGAGCUUUUCCUUCAGAUUAGCUAAACACUUCAUUUUCUCGCAAAUUUAACAUUACUCUCAAGUUUUCUUUGAUUAAGACAAGAAUAUCAGGGAAAGGAGAAUUUAAUUAUCAACUGAAAAUUGAGUGUAUUGCGCGUUAUGCGCACCACAUACAACUUUUUCUUCAAAUCUAAUUUUGAGAGAAUCCCACAAUUAUCAAUCUGUUUCUUCAUUUGCAAAUAACAUUACUUCCUAUAUUUUUUUUUAGCUUGUAUACAAUCCCGCAGACUGAAUCUGCUUAAGCUGAUUAUUACGUUAUUUCAAUCUGAUAGGAUCGAUGCCAACAAUCGAUCUAUGAUGUCCCCAACCGAGCAUAGUGAUUGGUGGUUUCUUGCAUAUCUUCGAGGUUUGUAAACCUAUGACGGUUUAAAAUUGAUUCUUGCUUUUUUUGUUGUUGUUGUUUGAUUUGCCACAAUCAAUAAAAGAAUGUUAGCACAAAUUCAAAUUCUCAAUUCAAAUUUCUCAAACAGGGCGAGAUGGUCGAGAUGGCAGGGAAGGCCUCAUGGGUCCUCCUGGACCGCCUGGAAAGCCGGGUACCCCAGGGAUGGCGGGAAAACCGGGUGCACCAGGGCCAAAGGGUAAGAAUUUAACAACAACAAUUGCCACUAAGUACAGGAACAUCAUAAGCUGCACAAACAGAGGUAUCUUAAACAGCUGAAACAAAAGAGGUCAGAGUUACAAGUUAGAUGUGUCUCAAAUUAGACAAAAUACAGAGAUAUCCAAAUCUGAACAAACAACGCAGUAGCCACAAACUGGACAAACAACUAAGAUGUUACAAAAUGGACACCCAAAAGAGUGUCACAAACCACAAAUAAAGAGAUCUCACAAUUUGAACAAAAAAACAAACGUGUCACAAACUGGACAAAAAUUAGAGAUGACAGAAACUGAACAAAAAUCAGGUGUCACAAAUUGAACAAACAGCAAAUGUCUUAAAAACUGUACAAACAAAAGAAAUGUCGUUAGCUAGACAAACAACGGAAAUGUCAUUAACGAGAAAAAUGACAGAGGUGACAAACUAAACGAACAACAAAGGUGACUCAAACUGAACAAACAACAAUGGCGUCACUAAAUUGACAAGCUAGAGAGGUGUCACAAAAUGAACAAAUAAAAGAAAGGUCACAAACUGGACGAACAGAGGCAUCAUAGACUGCUUAAGGAAAAGAUACAUUGCAGACCUGAAGCAACAGAAGGCAAUUUAUUUCUUUUCUUUUGUCGCUACGAUGUUGGUCAAACAGGACAGUCUGGACAUGGUACUAACAAGCCGGUUCCAGGUCCCCCAGGUCCUAGGGGACAGCAAGGCCCUAGUGGGAGCCCUGGGCGCCAGGGGCCCCAAGGGCCCAAAGGUAAUAAAGGGCAGGAUGGGGCCGGUAUUACUGGAGUGAAAUAUGUCCGCUGGGGAAAGACCAAGUGUCCUAGCGGUGCUCAAUUGGUUUAUGAAGGUGAGAAUUGCUUACUAUGUUUCAGAAUACUACUAUAUUGUUAACCCCUCGAAAUGUUAACUGCGUGUAGAGAGUGGUGGUGAAAAAGUUACUAAAAGAGGACUUGAACGUUUGUAAGGCUACUGAAAAAUUUCUUUUUAAUUUUCAAUCAAAUAUACACAGGGUUGAAUUGAAUAGAUGAGUGAUCUUAAAUUUUUUCUUAGGUAUAAUUGGGAGUAGCCAUUACCAUCAUCUUGGUGGAGGAGGAGAAUACAUUUGUCUGCCAAAGGUCCCGAAGUACGACAAAUACAAGGGCGGAUAUCAAUCGCACUCAUACAUUUAUGGCACUGAAUAUGAAGUCAGUGGGUUCAAUCCAUUUAAAAACAGCCUACAUGAUCACGACGCCCCAUGUGCAGUAUGUUACGUCAGCUCACGUGCAACCCAGCUGAUGAUACCCGCUAGGAAUGAUUGCCCCUCCGCUUGGACCGAAGAGUACCAUGGGUACCUGAUGUCGGAGCGCCACAACCACAAACAGUCACGCAACUUCAUUUGCGUUGACCGAGACGCGGAGUUUGUUCACGGCAGCCGUGCAAACGUCGAUGGUGCCCUUCUGUACCUUGUGGAAGGUCAGUGUGGCUCGUUGCCAUGCCUACCUUAUGUUGGUGGUAGGGAAUUGACUUGUGCUGUAUGCACCAAGUGA